Molecule: messenger RNA, 2819 nt
Organism: Papaver somniferum (opium poppy)
Lineage: Eukaryota; Viridiplantae; Streptophyta; Magnoliopsida; Ranunculales; Papaveraceae
Product: phosphatidylinositol/phosphatidylcholine transfer protein SFH13-like
Exons: 15
Coding region: 434-2287 (617 amino acids)
Source: RefSeq, a predicted model, not a curated record
AACAAGAAAAAAAAAGAAGAGAGAAAAACAAACAAAAGAAACGGUGGUGCUAAUCACCAAACUAGCGCCCGAACCUUCGAAUUUUUCUCUUCCUCAUUUUCAGAGAUUUAUUAUUAUUAUCUUAGACUUUAGAGAUCUCCCUCCACAUCUCUUCAAAAAAAUCUAAAACCUUUCGAGAUUUUGAUUUCGGGUAAUUUGAUUAUUUUUAUUUUUGCAGCUCACGAUCAAACAACAUAUUUUUUUUUUCUUCUUUUCAAAUAUUGCUCAAAGAGGUUCAAAUUUCAGCUCUCUCAAAUUAGGGUUUCUUUUUGAGGUAAUGUUUAGCUGCUGCUGUUGAUCAUCGUCAUGCAUCUUAAUGGCAAUGCGUUUUGGUGAACAGAGUUAGUUCUUUAAAGCCCAAGGCCUGAAUUUCUUGUUUCAACCUCACGAAAUAAUGUCAGGCCUGGAAGGAAUGAGCACACAUGAUGAAAUAAAAGAACGGAGGUCAGAUGUGGAGAACUCGGAAGAUGAAAGACGACGGACUAAAAUGGGAGCUUUAAGAAAGAAGGCGAUAAAUGCUUCAAACAAGUUCACACACUCUCUUAAAAAGAGAGGGAAAAGGAAAAUUGAUUAUAGAGUUCCCUCAGUUUCCAUAGAGGAUAUAAGAGAUGCAAAGGAGGAGAGUGUGGUGCGUGAAUUGCGCCAGAAACUUUUUGCCCGUGGUUCAUUACCACCGCGGCACGAUGAUUAUCAUACAUUGUUGAGGUUUUUGAGAGCCAGAGACUUGAAUAUUGAAAAAACGAUUGAAAUGUGGGAGGAAAUGCUUCAAUGGAGAAAAGAGUACGGGACAGACACCAUACUAGAGGACUUCCAAUUCGAAGAACUGGAAGAAGUUUUGCAAUACUACCCUCAAGGUUAUCACGGUGUUGAUAAAGAAGGAAGACCAGUCUAUAUCGAGAGGCUUGGGAGAGCUCACCCGGGUAAGCUAAUGCGUAUUACCACAGUUGAGAGAUAUUUAAAGUACCAUGUACAAGAGUUUGAGAAGGCUCUGCGAGAGAAAUUUCCUGCAUGUUCGAUUGCAGCAAAGAGACACAUCGGUUCAACAACAACAAUCUUGGAUGUGCAAGGGCUGGGCAUAAAGAAUUUCAGCAGAACUGCAGCAGAUCUCUUGGCCGGUAUGGCGAAGAUAGAUGGCAACUAUUUUCCUGAGACCUUACAUAGAAUGUUCAUCGUUAAUGCUGGUUCUGGCUUCAAGAUGCUCUAUGGCACCGCAAAGAAGUUUCUUGACCCAAAAACUCUUUCAAAGAUACAAGUGUUGGAACCAAAGUCGCUUGGUAAACUCCUGGAAGUUAUUGAUUCGAGCCAAUUACCUGAGUUCUUGGGUGGUUCUUGUACAUGUUCGGCUGAAGGAGGGUGCCUCAGGUCUAAUAAAGGACCAUGGAAUGAUCAUGAGAUAAUGAAGAUUGUACAUAACACAGAUGGAACUUUUGUAAGACAAGUUACACGAAUAUUUGAUGAGGAACACAAAGUGAAUUCUCACAUUCAAAUGGUACCAUUGAAGGGAAGAACUAGUGAUACAUCAACUGCUGAAUCAGGAUCAGAUAUUGAUGAUCCCUGCUCUCCUCUUGGACCCAGGAAUUUUGGUUUUACGAGAUUGGCUCCAGUUCAUGAAGAAGUGAAGGCAUCGGAUACACCUGCAUACUACAGCUGCGAUGACCAUUUUGCUAUGGUUGAUAAAGCUGUAGACUGUAACCAAGGAGACCGGAGUUCAGGCAGUCAAUCAGAUGGAGUUACUGGUCAAGGGAACCGUUUGGACGAAGCAUCAAAUGCAAGAGCCAUAGCCACAAAGGACGAAAAAGACGAAUCGAAAAGCUUCCGCAGUUUUGUGCGUCUGUUGAUGGGUUUUGUGGCCAAGCUACUCACCAUCUUCCAUGUUAUACGCUGUGGAUUUGGACUGCGGCAUCUGGAAAAUGUCAGUCACUCUAACAAACCAAAACCCAGUCCAGAUAACCGACCACCUGCUACAGCAGAAGUUAUAAAGGAAGAACAUCCCCUACUUCCAUGUUUGCAGCGUCUGAAGAGGCUUGAGACGAUAUACGGAGAGCUUAGCACCAAGCCUGCAGAGAUCCCUCCAGAGAAGGAUCAAAUUCUUAUGGACUCUUUGGAUCGGAUCAAAUCUGUGGAGUUUGACCUUGAGAAGACGAAGAGAGAAUUGCAUGCUACAGUGGUGAAGCAGCUGGAGAUUACAGAGUUCUUAGAGAAUUUAAGAGAAUCUAAUUUUCGUCAAAGAAGAAAGUUAUUCUGUUGAGAUUUUGAAGGUGGCAAUGGCAAGUGAUGUGCUACUACAGAUAGUGAGGGGUAGGCGGGAAAGAGGAGUUUCGACACACGUGAAAAUCUAGGAGCCAUAAUUUUAGCUGUUGAUCAAGUAAGAAAGAGGGAGCAACAAAAAACAUGUUGCUCUAUUUUAACAAACAAAGAGUGAGCUAGCGCUCGUCGGUCUAAUUGUUAAACUCUAGAGUCCCAACAUUCAAUGUGAAUAUUUUGUUUCUGUCUAAAACAUCUGUUUAACCAACCAAGAGAUGGAACUGUUCGACCACAACAGAUGUUCUUGCAGAAGGAAACAAAAUUUGUCUUAAAAAAACAACUCAACAUGAACCAAAUGAUAUGUAAAAUAUAUACAGAUCUUUGUUGUAGGUGAGAGUGGGAGCACUGAUUAGUGUUUUAGAUGAUUAAUGUUCCCGGGGUUGGGUUGGUAAUUUGAUUUGUUUUGUAGCUUUUAGUCCCGCCAGGUUUAUCAAUUGGAAAAUUGUAGUUCUGAACGUUUUUAUUGUUUGAACAAA